AUGACUUGGACUCUCGUUAAUCGCCGCUACAGUAGCACGUGGAUUGUUUGGUUAGUGCUUCUAUUCACAAUGUUUCUAACCUUGUAUAUCCGUCAAGAGUUUUUGCAGUUAGAACCUGCUGUCAUGAGUCUUGUUGAUCCAGUCUUAUCGGUUAAUGAUUCAGCAGACCAGAUUGUUGAAGUGCUCGAUUACUUCAGGCAUGGUAAAGUAAUGUGUAUGAGAGUAACAACUGGAGCAUAUAUUCUUACCUUAUCUGCCAUAAAACAUACACAAAGGGUUGUGGGUUUAAUACUCAUUUCUUCCUUGUGCAAAGCAUCCUCUUGGACAGAAUGGAUGUGUAAUAAGGUGAUGACAAAUCUGCUUUACUUUUGUGGCAUGUGUAAUUUGGUGAAGGAGCUACUGAUGUUGCACUACUUUAGCAAGGAAGUUCGGGGCCGUGUUGAAGUUCUAGAAUCAGAUGUAGUUCAAGCAUGCCGCAGAGUUAGUGUUUAUUUUUAG
This is a messenger RNA of Lycium barbarum (goji berry), 498 nucleotides long. Its product is annotated as protein NDL2-like. The transcript has 5 exons. NCBI's taxonomy places the organism in Eukaryota, Viridiplantae, Streptophyta, Magnoliopsida, Solanales, Solanaceae. Bases 1 to 498 code for a protein of 165 amino acids. The record is from RefSeq and is a predicted model, not a curated record.